CCAGACUGCGACGAGCCCUAUCCUCGCCUGGUUGACCUCAACCUGGCCGGGGAGCCCACGGAGGAGGCGCCGAUGGCCGUCCAGAGGGAUUACGGCUUUUGGUGUCCUCGGGAGCUGAAAAUCGACCCGGAGCUGGGCUACUCCUUCCUGAGGGUCCGGGAUUGCUCCCCUCCUUGCCCCAACAUGUACUUCCGCCGGGAGGAGCUUUCCUUCGCCCGCUACUUCAUCGGCGUCAUCUCCAUCGUCUGCCUCUCGGCCACCUUGUUCACCUUCCUGACCUUCCUCAUCGACGUCACGCGCUUCCGCUACCCGGAGCGGCCCAUCAUCUUCUACGCCGUCUGCUACAUGAUGGUGUCCCUCAUCUUCUUCAUCGGCUUCCUGCUGGAGGACCGGGUGGCCUGCAACGCCUCCAGCCCUUCCCAGUACAAAGCCUCCACGGUGACCCAGGGAUCCCACAACAAAGCCUGCACCAUGCUCUUCAUGGUGCUCUACUUCUUCACCAUGGCCGGCAGCGUCUGGUGGGUCAUCCUCACCAUCACCUGGUUCCUGGCUGCCGUGCCCAAGUGGGGCAGCGAGGCCAUCGAGAAGAAGGCGCUGCUGUUCCACGCCAGCGCCUGGGGCAUCCCGGGCACCCUCACCAUCAUCCUGCUGGCCAUGAACAAGAUCGAGGGCGACAACAUCAGCGGCGUGUGCUUUGUCGGCCUCUACGACGUGGACGCGCUGAGGUAUUUCGUGCUGGCUCCUCUCUGCCUCUACGUGGUGGUGGGAGUCUCCCUGCUGCUGGCGGGAAUCAUCUCCCUCAACCGCGUCCGCAUCGAGAUCCCGCUGGAGAAGGAGAACCAGGACAAGCUGGUGAAGUUCAUGAUCCGCAUCGGCGUGUUCAGCGUGCUGUACCUCGUGCCCCUGCUGGUGGUCAUCGGCUGCUACUUCUACGAGCAGGCGUACCGGGGCGUGUGGGAGACCACGUGGAUCCAGGAGCGCUGCCGCGAGUACCACAUCCCCUGUCCCUACCAGGUCACUCAGAUGAGCCGUCCCGAUCUGAUUUUGUUCCUCAUGAAGUAUCUGAUGGCUUUGGUGGUUGGGAUCCCCUCGGUGUUCUGGGUGGGAAGCAAGAAGACCUGCUUCGAGUGGGCCAGCUUCUUCCAUGGGCGCAGGAAAAAAGAGGUCGUCAACGAGAGCCGCCAAGUGCUGCAAGAGCCGGACUUCGCCCAGUCGCUGCUGAGGGACCCCAACACGCCCAUUAUCCGAAAAUCCAGGGGCACUUCCACGCAGGGCACCUCCACGCACGCCUCGUCCACGCAGCUGGCCAUGCUGGACGAGCAGAGGAGCAAAGCCGGCAGCGUGCACAGCAAAGUCAGCAGCUACCACGGCAGCCUGCACCGCUCGCGGGACGGACGGUACACUCCCUGCAGCUACAGGGGCGUGGAGGAACGACUACCUCACGGCAGCAUGUCCCGGCUGACCGACCACUCCAGGCACAGCAGCUCGCACCGGCUCAACGAGCAGUCGCGGCACGGCAGCGUCAGGGACCUCAGCAGCAACCCAAUGACACACAUCAGCCACGGCACCAGCAUGAACCGCGUCAUCGAGGAGGAUGGCACCAGUGCCUGAGGGCUGCCAGGCUCCCGGUGCCUUCCUCAGCCAGGUGACACGCCCAGUAUUGUCCUCAGCCUCUCAGGUGCUCAGUUUGGGCUGAAUUUGGGAAGCCGGGGUUGGCUUCUCUGCCUGGAACUUGGCUUGGAGCUGGCUGAGUAAAAAAAAAAGCUGGUUGUCUCCUCUGAAACCUCUCUGGAGGUAAUUAUUUAUUUGAGAACUGUUCCUCAUCACACACAACUGCUGAAUUUCGGAUUCUCUGUGGAAACGAUCUCCCCCUUCCUUCUCUGUCCCUCCCUCUGUCCCUCCUUCCGUGCCAGCCCCAAAAUUUCGGUGUUGGGGUCGUGCUGGGAGUUGUUCUGAUGACACUCGAGGGGACUCUUGAUGGCUGAAGGAAUCCCUCCCUCCAGGGGACACGUCCAGCACUGCCUGAGGGACGCCUGGCAGCGUUUGGUCACACUGGAAACACCACAAGAAUGAGCAUUUUGAGAAGGAAACUCCUCUGAGGUUCACCAUUUCUUCCUCAGUUGUCCACAGGGUUCAGGGGAAGAGAGAGGCAGGCAAGAGCAGUUUUUUUAUAACUUGUAUUGUCCUUGCAUUUUUUACAAAAGACUAUUUAAAUUUUCUACUCGUUUACAAUUUCUGUAGGAAGAGAUGGGUUUUAAAAGCAGUUAUCUAGAUAAUGUUCAGCCAUUUAUUUUUUAGAGUCACGUAUAAAAGCUGAGAUGGCCUGCUCCUGAUCUAUUAAAAAAAAAUUAUCAUAGAAAAGCUGAAUUUGUCACCCAAGCAGGAAUGUACAGCCAGAGCUGAGCCUGUUUACAAACCCCAGCACCUGAGGCCAGAAGGAGCAGAGGAGUUGAUUCAAGGAUGCCCCACCUGCCUUGUGAUGUCAUGGCUGGUUUGGGGAGGGUUCUCUGUGCUGAGCAAGAAUUCAGAGAUGGGUGGGGGAACUGAGGCAGGAGCUGUCCCCAGAUGGGGAAAAAGGAGGAAGUUGCAGCUGGAAGCUGAGGAGGAGCCAGGAUCCACAGUUCAGGGACCUUGGUUACAGAUCCACCUCUGCUGGGGUUGUUUUCAUCCCCUACUGCAGAUUCAUGGUAGAGAAUUCUCAGUUUGGGCUUUUUUGUGUGGGGUACUUGAGGCAGAAGUCGAGGAUCGUGCUGGAGAUCUUCUGGAGCAUCUUCUGCAGAGGUUCAUUCUGAACGAGGCAGACCUACCUCAGUAACUGCUGCAGAUCACUGCUGGGAAAUGAAUCCUUAUUUUACAUUGUCCUUCCAUAAUUCCCUCCCUGACCUGCUGGAGGCACUUUGAGAAGCCUUUGUGCAUCAACCUCGAGGGCAGGAGCUGCUCCACAAUUAACUCCUUUUAAUUGCAGCUGGUGACACAACAGCAAAGCUCAUAACCUGCGUGCUGUGCAAUCAGAGGCUCCCAGACAGAUUCAUCCCAAAUUGUCUUUCUUGCUCCCACUGGGUCGGAGGGGAAGACAAAAGGAGCCCAGGAGUAACAAAGUUUUUUUGUUUGGAGUAACAAAGUUUUGUUGUCAGCCCAGCAGGGAGGUGCUGCACCCUGGGGCAGAGCAAACAGCCCAGGGAUUGCCUUGUCCCAGGGAGAACUGCCCGGAUCCAAAGCUCAUGGAAAAUCCUUUGGAGUGAUUUAAACCAGAGAAGUUGCAACUCCCUGGAAGCCCCAAGGGUGGAACCUUUGCUGUGUUCAAAUUCAGCUCCUCCUGCCUCACGUGCUGCCUCAAAGGGGUGAUCUGGUGGAAAUCUGGAUCUGUGGAAGAUGAGUUUUCCUAAACAAUGGAACUGAACUAAAUAAGCUCAAGGGUUUACCUUGAUCCUCUUGGCUCAAUUUCCAGUACUUUAAUCUUCUUUUUUUUUAAAAUAAAUUGCAGCAAUGCUUCGACUUGUUUAGAGACAGGGAGAGGAAUGCUGAUGGAGCUUGGAGAAGGAUCCUGCUGGAAAUGUUGUUAAUUAGUGAGGCUCAGUCCCCAUACUGCUUCCAGAUGGGAAUAUCCAAGUCAUUCCUUGCUCAUGGAUCCUAAAGGAACAGGCUCCUGUCACCCCAGAGAGGUGAUUAAACAUCAAACUGAAACUCUCUUCUACCUUCAACACCUGAGCUGUGCUCUCUUGGCAGAGGAUUCCUCCCUGGAAGAGCAUUCCUCACCCAUGGUUCUCCCCCAGCUGGGGCUCGCAGGGCUUCAGCUCCCAAAUCUGAGGUGCAUCCCAGUUUGAAUGUGACCCCACCAGCAUCUCAGGCAGGGGCACCAGGAUCUGGCUGCUCUCCCCACGAAGCAGGCAGGGAAGCUGGACAGUGCCUGGUUCUCCAGCUCAUCCCAAACUUCAUCCCUGUCCCUCCCACCAAAACUCUGCUCUGUGAAAUUGCUCCAUCAAAGCUGCAAAAUGCAUGACUCCUCAUUCCCAGUAUUCCCAGGGAUCUCCAGCUCCUGUUUUACCAACCUGACUGUGCUGACAGCAGAUCCCCCUGAGUCUGUGCUGUUCCCUCUCUUUUAAUCCCUUCACAGCUCCUGUGAAAUAUCCCGGAUCGGCGCUGCGCUCGCGUUGCAUCAAGAGCUGCUCCUCUUUUUUAAACCAUAAACAACCCAACAGCAGCAAACAGCCACAUUUGGCUGUCAGUGUUUUUGUGUUCUCCCCUUUUCUUCCAGUUUAGACCCAAAUUUUGUGCUGGAAGCUUGAAGCCACCAGCUCUAGGGGAGAGGUCAGUGGUGAGCACGGCUGAAAUCCAGUCACGGCCAAAUCCAGCGCUGCUCCCGAGUUGUUCCAGCAAGGAUGGAAGGGAAAAAAAUCCCUCAGGAAGGGCACAAGGAGAAGAGCAGUGCCCACCCUUCCAGGGGAGCCGAUUCUGCAGCCCAGCUCCGGGGCACUGAGGAUCCCAAAAAGCAGCAGGGAGCCGACAGCUGUGUCCGUGCGGUGAAAGCAGGGCACGGAGCAGAGCAUCCCCCGCCCAGGAGCCACCCCCAGCUCCCCCCUGAGCAGCAGAAUGUCCGGCUGAAUGUGAAGCUUUACCCCACCCCCCUGUGCUUCUUCUCUCAUGGGAUCAGGAUCGCUUUUGCCCCCAGGCGCUGUUCCCCCAGGCUCUGCUGUGCAUGGGGAGCUCGGUGCAUGCAAACCCUCGCAGCCCUUCCUCCCCUGCUGUGACAACGCCCAGGAAGGAGCUCCCGUGAAUCCUCUCAACUCGUGGAAUGUGUGGGCUGACCCCACUUGCACUCAGCUCUUGGUAGACUUGUUUACAGUUAGUCCAGUGUCGGUUUUGUAACGUUUAAUUUUUAGCACUUUAACUGUGAGUGUACAAAUUGGUUCCCUUGUAGUUGGUGUACAUUUUCAUUUUAGACCUUUGGAAGUUUUUAA
Messenger RNA from Ficedula albicollis (Collared flycatcher), 4958 nucleotides. It is a transcript of the gene FZD3, whose product is annotated as frizzled class receptor 3. The transcript is spliced from 4 exons. Lineage: Eukaryota; Metazoa; Chordata; Aves; Passeriformes; Muscicapidae. Gene Ontology annotation, molecular function: Wnt receptor activity; Wnt-protein binding. Gene Ontology annotation, cellular component: plasma membrane. Bases 73 to 1611 code for a protein of 512 amino acids. The record is from RefSeq and is a predicted model, not a curated record. Gene Ontology annotation, biological process: non-canonical Wnt signaling pathway; canonical Wnt signaling pathway.